Messenger RNA from Symbiodinium sp. CCMP2456, 807 nucleotides. The record is from the annotation of a GenBank genome assembly. NCBI's taxonomy places the organism in Eukaryota, Dinophyceae, Suessiales, Symbiodiniaceae.
AUGGUCGUCGACUUCUUUGCCCCGUGGUGCAAGGCCUGCCCCAAGGCGGCGCAGAAAAUGGAUGAGUUAGCCGAAAAGCACAGCGGCCGGUGCCAAUUUGUACUGGUCUGCGUCGACGGCUCCAUCGAGGAGGCCCGCGACUUUGCAUCGACCCACGGCAUCCAGCGAUGCAUCAUCACGGCUGUCGUGGACGAGGAUGCGCCGCAAAGCUACGGCGUUUCGGGGCUGCCCCACACUACGGUGAUUGCGCCGAGUGGCAAGGUCGCAAAGAAUGGAAACCACACCGAAGUGACGCUGCCGGAUGACUUGGAUGCCGUCUUGGCCACCGAGGAUGCCAUCCUCCCGGCCCCGCGCCAGAGCCGCGUUUCGGAGGAGUAUCGGAGGUUAGAGAAGGAGGAUCCGCUCUUGAAGGAGAACCCCAAGCGCUGGGUGAUGUUCCCUCUGCAGCAUCCGGAAGUUUGGGAGAUGUACAAGAAGCACGAAGCAUCCUUCUGGACUGCGGAGGAGAUCGAUUUGGCUCAGGACAGCAAGGAUUGGGUGAACCUGAAUGAGGGCGAGCAGCACUUCAUCAAGCACGUUCUUGCCUUUUUCGCUGCCUCGGAUGGUAUCGUCCUGGAGAACCUGGCGUCGCAGUUCUCGUCGGAGAUUCAAAUUCCGGAGGCCCGUGCCUUCUAUGGCUUCCAGAUCGCAAUGGAGAACAUCCACUCUGAGACCUACUCCCUUCUGAUUGAGCAAUACAUCAAGGACCCAAGCGAACGGGAGAACCUGUUCGAUGCCAUCCACACCAUGCCACCGGUGCGCGAGAAG